CUAUUCUUAAUAUUUAUUCUAAAUACUUGGACCCAGAAGCAGCUCAGAUUGAGGAGAAGAGUAUGAAAUGUUUGUAUGUAACUCUUUAUAUACUGGGGAGGAGGGUCUGAGUCAGGGUUUCAGUAGCCCAAGCUGGCCUCAAGCUUACUGUAUAGCUGAGAAGGAUCCUCCUACCUCCACUUCUCAGUGCUAGGUUACAGGAACAGGAUGGAAGAGGGCACAAGCAAAUUUAAGACCCACACUGCAACUUUGUACAAGAAAAAGAAAUGGUCUUCUGAGUCUGAGAAAAGAGCUCAGAAAUGGCCCUGUCAGCGCUCAGAGAGUGAGCAGCCUCGGGUGUCCAUGGGGAAGAAGAGGAGGGAGGUCCAGACACCAACCCAGGAGAACCUGGAGAGUGAGCAGCCUCCAGUGUCUAUGCUGGGGAAGAGGAGGAGGGAGGCCCAGAUACCAGCCCAGGAGAGCCUGGAGAGUGAGCAGCCUCCAGUGUCUGUGCUGGGGAAGAGGAGGAGGGAGGCCCAGACACCAGCCCAGGAGAGCCUGGAGAGUGAGCAGCCUCGGGUGUCCAUGGGGAAGAGGAGGAGGGAGGCCCAGACACCAGCCCAGGAGAGCCUGGAGAGUGAGCAGCCUCCAGUGUCUGUGCUGGGGAAGAGGAGGAGGGAGGCCCAGACACCAGCCCAGGAGAGCCUGGAGAGUGAGCAGCCUUGGCAAGCCAAGAGGAAGAAGAAAAAGAAGAAGAAGAAGAAAAAGGAGUCCCAGCAGCUUACUUCCUCCCUUCUGAAAAAUUCAGAAACCUUUCAUAAAGCUAAAAAAACCACUUCUGCCCACAAAAAGAAGAAG
Mastomys coucha (southern multimammate mouse) is the source of this 837-nucleotide messenger RNA. Its product is annotated as transcription termination factor 1-like. The annotation marks the transcript as partial. The transcript has 2 exons. The record is from RefSeq and is a predicted model, not a curated record. Lineage: Eukaryota; Metazoa; Chordata; Mammalia; Rodentia; Muridae.